GUAGACGGCCCCACUUGCAUUUCGCCUCACGAUUGAAGAUGGCGACUACGUUGAACCUCGUUGGCGCGGCCGCAGCCGCCACGGUCGUCGUCGGCGCCGCCGCCCUCCGCGUGAGCUUCGCGCCCGGCGACGAGCUUGCCGAGGACCGCCGCGCGGAGCCGCUGCUCGUCGAGGAGCUCGCGCUCCAGGCCAAGUACAAGUUUGAGGUCAUCGACCUGCCCGUGCCGAGCUCGUCGUCGUCCGAGUCCAUGAAGGUGCACACCAAGUACUACUACCCGGCCACCGAGUCGCCCAAGGGCGUCAUCGUGUACCUCCACGGCCUCAACUCGCACAGCGGUCGCAUCACCGAGUUUUACAACCGCAGUCUCCGCGACGGCUGGAUUGCGGGCAUGAUGGACUUUCGCGGCUUUGGCCGCAGCUGCGGCCGCCAUGGUUACAUUGAGAGCAUCGACACGCUUGCGGACGACGCUGUCGCGUUCGUGCAGGCCACGAAGGCCAAGUUCCCGGACCUCAAGCUCUUCGUCCUUGGCACGUCCAUGGGUGGUCUCACGCUUCUGCAUGCAACCUUAAAGAUGCCGCCGGGCCUCGUCGAAAGCUACAUCUUCCACGCGCCGCCGGUCGAGAUCUCGCGAAACGUGCUGCCGCCCAAGAUUGUCGAGCUUGUGGGCCGCGUCCUGCUGUCUCUUGCGCCCAAGCUGCCGCUGCUCAAGCCCCAUAGCGCACAUAGCAACUCGCCGUCGCAGGAAGCGCUCGUACACCACUCCAAGGCUGUGGACCCCAACUUUUACCAGGGCCGGCUGCGCAUCGGCACAGCGUACGCGAUGCUGAACGCGUCGCUCUCGAUCGGCGACAAGCUGCACGAGAUCAAUGUGCCGCAUCUGCUCAUCCACGGCACGGCCGACCGCGUCUGCGACAUUGCCGGCUCGGAGCGCUUCUUCGCCACGUCGGGCGCCAAGGACAAGCAGUUUGUCCGCAUUCCCGACGGCCAGCACAACUUACUCCAAGAAGAAGAAAAGUACUGGCGUCUCUACCUCGAUACGAUCGCCGAGUACAUUGACGCCCGCAUCUAAAACUCAAAAUGAAUCGUGGAAG
This is a messenger RNA of Saprolegnia parasitica CBS 223.65, 1092 nucleotides long. RefSeq lists its product as hypothetical. Gene Ontology annotation, cellular component: membrane. The transcript is spliced from 3 exons. NCBI's taxonomy places the organism in Eukaryota, Oomycota, Saprolegniomycetes, Saprolegniales, Saprolegniaceae. Gene Ontology annotation, molecular function: lipase activity. The record is from RefSeq and is a predicted model, not a curated record. Bases 39 to 1070 code for a protein of 343 amino acids.